GGGGAGGAGGAAGGAUUUCCGUUUCCGCUUGGGCGGGGGUUGGAGGAGGUUGCAGCUGGAGCUGGAGCCCAGCCUGUGCUUGACUGCUUCCGUUCUCUCGCCUUUGCUGCUGGAUGCGGCCUUCGAGGAGGUGUCUUAAGGGUGUGCUGUAGAUGAGGGGGUGGAGGAUAUGCCUGGUGGGGAAUUUUCUCCACCCCCUCCGUGAGUGAGCAACUGCUGCUAUGUGCCUCUCUCAGCACCUCCAGGACUAAAGCCCUUUCAAGUUCCUCAAAGAAUCGCCUGGCAUCCUUUCUUCCGUUCCGGGCAGCGCAUGCUCCCUGGAGGGUGCCUCAUCGCUCUCCAGACCAGCGCUGUAAAUUCCCGCCUGCUUCCCUUGCUGCGCGUGCCAAAUGCAUCUUUGCAAACCCAGAAGCCCUGUGCCAAUGCUCUGUGGAUGGGCCUGGCGUUAGAAUGGUGCCUGCAUUUCUGUGACGAGGCCAACCCACCCGGGUAAGGAGGCUGCAGAGGGGCGUCGGUGGCUGGGCAUGGAGGACUCUGGUCAGAGGUUGGUGCUGGGUAUGAACAUGGGUGAUGGGCGGGAAACACCUCCCGGGGAGCUGAGGACACCCACCGAAGAGGGAGAGGAGCAGAGGACACCCGUGCCUGAAGCCAUCUGUGACGGUGGCAGCGGUGAUGCCAAAACUUCCCAAAGGAAAGAAGAGGAGCAGGAGGAAGAGGAGGAGCUUGACCCCCGCAUCCAGAAGUUCUCCAUUGCUCCGUCCCUGCUUCAUUGUUUUGCAACUUUAGCAGCAGGAGGAUGUUUUCUAGCCCUGCUACCUGGGAUUCUUGAAGUCAAGGAUGGGGGACCUUUUGUGGGCCUGCCAAAGGAGGAGCUGGAGCACCUCAAUCAGGCCAAUGAAGAGAUCAAUCGAGUGGAGCUGCAGCUGGAUGAAGCCCGUACCACGUAUCGGAGGAUCUUGUCGGAGUCUGCCAGGAAGCUGAAUGCUCAGGGCUCCCAGUUGGGGAACUGUAUCGAGAAAGCACGCCCCUACUACGAGGCCAGGCGCUUGGCCAAGGAGGCACAGCAAGAGACCCAGAAGGCUGCCCUGCGGUACGAGCGAGCCGUCAGCAUGCACAACGCGGCCCGGGAGAUGGUUUUUGUGGCUGAGCAGGGGGUCAUGGCUGACAAAAACAGGCUGGACCCCACCUGGCAGGAGAUGCUCAACCACGCUACGUGCAAGGUGAACGAGGCCGAAGAGGAGCGCCUGCGAAGCGAACGGGAGCACCAGCGCGUCACCCAGCUCUGCCAGCAGGCCGAGGCCAAGGUGCAGUCGCUGCAGAAGUCCUUGAAGCGGGUCAUUGUGAAGAGCAAGCCCUACUUUGAGCUCAAGGCCCAGUUCAACCAAAUCCUUGAGGAGCACAAGGCCCGGGUGACGUCCCUGGAGCAGCAGGUGGGCCAGGCCAAGAUGCGCUACUCUGUGGCCUUGCGGAACCUGGAGCAGAUCAGCGAACAGAUCCAUGCCCGGCGGCUCCAGCGCCUGGUCGGACGGAGGGCUUCCCCGGUGGGCGCCGAAGCCAGCCCGGCGCUGCUCUACGGGGCGGCGGCGCUGCCCCCUGAGCCGGCCGCCUCCUCCGACACGCUCUCGGUGCUCAGCUUCCAGACCAUUGCCUCCGACCUGCAGAAAUUCGACUCGGUGGAGCACCUGCUGGGGCUGUCCGACGCCGCCAGCCUCAACAGCGACGAGCUGGAGGAGCGGGAGCAGCGCCGCGAAGCCCAGCCCCACUCCUUCAAGCACCACCGCAGCAUCAGCCUCUGACGUGACCCCCCACCACCCCCGCUCUCUGCUGCGGUCCCUUUUGUCCCCGACCUCCUGGGGAAAUGGGGAGAAGAAGGGGUCGGGCAUGAAAGGAAUGAUCACGCAGAGAAAGGCAGGUCUUGGGAGCGCAUUGGUUAUGCUGGGCCCGUCUGCUGAAGCGCGGCCCGUGGGGCCGAAUUUCCCCCACAAUUUGCAGCCUUUGGCGCAACCCAGACGCCCUGCCGUCCUCUGCUGCCGGCACUUUGGGGCAUACCCAGGCCCCAGUCGCUUGGAAACUUUGAGCAUUUUGCUGGACCCCAUUCAUUGAGCCACCAUUUCCCCCGCCCCUUAUUUUCCCCUCUCGCCUCCCCACCAGCAUGCACCGUUUCCUGGGAGCACUGUAUGCUGGGGUCAAUUCUGCGCCCCUGCACAUUUCACCUUAGGUUUGUUGGCUUAUUAGCGACGCCAUCAUCUUUCUCCAGGUGUGCUGGAGCGCUUGAAACGGAGGG
Molecule: messenger RNA, 2284 nt
Organism: Lacerta agilis (Sand lizard)
Lineage: Eukaryota; Metazoa; Chordata; Lepidosauria; Squamata; Lacertidae
Gene: SH3BP5L
Product: SH3 binding domain protein 5 like
Exons: 8
Coding region: 525-1796 (423 amino acids)
Biological process (GO): negative regulation of protein tyrosine kinase activity; intracellular signal transduction
Cellular component (GO): cytoplasm
Molecular function (GO): protein kinase inhibitor activity
Source: RefSeq, a predicted model, not a curated record